GAAAAAUCCGAAAGCGUUCAAGCUCAACAACAUUUAUUUUUUACCCUUGAGUGUACUGAAUGUCUAAAACUCAAGUGUUUGUUUAUCCUGCUGGGGUUUUAAAUACACAUUUACAGCGGUGGGAAUUAAUCUGCGGCUUUCAGACGGUUCCUGGUGUAAAAAGGUGAACUUUGCGCCUCCUCCUCACUGCAAAGAUUUGAAGUAUGGAUAGAGUGGGAGUGAAUGUGAUUGAAACAGCAGCUCUAGGGAGACCCUUCCAGCUGGGGAUGCUGUACGACUGCAGGAAAGAUGCUCUUAUACCAGGAAUCACACUGUGGGAUCCAGAAAAGCUCCAGCAGAGCAUACGAACCCGUCCCCAAAUUAACACCAAUUUCAAAGUCACGGCUUCAGACUCCAUUGAGGACAAAUCAAGCUUACUGAACAUCGACGGCUCUCUGAAACUCAGUCUUUUAGCUGGACUGAUCAAUGUGACAGGAGCAGCCAAAUAUCUCAAGGACACCAAGACGUCUUUCAGACAGCAGAGACUGACGCUGCAUUAUCACUCAACCUGCAGGUUUGAAGAAAUGACCAUGAACCACUUGGCAGCUGAAAAUAUAAUUUAUCAUGAGGUGUUUGAUAAUGACAUGGCGACACAUGUGGUGACAGCAGUGCUGUAUGGAGCAGACGCCUGCUUUGUGUUUGACAGAGAAGUUUCAGCAGAUGAGAACAAAAGUACAGUAGAAGGAGAAGCAAAAGUGGUUCUUGAGAAACUCAAAUUAAUUUCAGGAGAUGCAAACAUCAAUCUGAAGAUGAAUGAAGCUCAGAAGAAUGCAGUUCAGAAUUUCACAUGCACAUUUUAUGGUGAUUUCCAGUUACCGUCUAACCCGACCUCUUUUGAAGAUGCUCUGAAGGUUUUCACUGAUCUUCCAAAACUGCUGGGAGAAAAGAAAGAGCUGGCGGUUCCUCUGAGAGUUUGGCUCUAUCCUCUGGACAAACUUCACUCAAAAGCUUCAAAACUUCAGAAAGACAUCAGUAUGGAUCUAAUUACGGCGACUGAAUCAGUGAUUGAGAGUUUAAAUACUGCUGAGAUGAAAUGCAGUGAUCUUCUUAAAGACUCUCCUGCUCUGACAUUUGCUGAAUUUCAUGAUAAAAUUCUGCAAAUGAAGCAAAACUGCUACAAGUACAAACUGAGACUCAUGAAGAAACUCGGCUCUCUGCUGCCAAACAUCCGUGGAGACGUGAUGAAGGAAACUGAACUGAAUGAUCUUCUUCAAGAACAUAAUAAAUCUCCAUUCAGAGGAAGAGACCUCACAGAAUGGCUGAAAGUGAGAGAAAGAGAGUCUGAGAUCAUUAAAUCAGUCCUCAGACAGCUGAAGGAUGCUGGUGCACAGGUAGAAGUCAAUCUAGAUGCCAUCUGGAUGGAUCUGGGGGUUGGAAAUCUGAUCAGUUACACAUUUACGUCAUUGGACUGCACAGAUGUGCUUAUUCUUAAACAAAUAUCCUAUCUGAGUCCUUCAGCAAAUGGAGAAACUAAUGAGAACUGCUCUGAUUCAGAGCAAAAGUCUUGGCUUAGUCCUGAAGUCAUCAAGACCAUGAAGAGCAACUUGGAGAUAUUUAAGAACUUGAUGGAUUCAAAAGACAGUAAAUCAACCAGGUUCAUUGUGUCCUCAAGAGAAAUGAAGAAUAAUCCAGGUUCCUGCAUUCUGCUGUAUGAACAUGGAUGUGAUGAAGCUGUUUGCUUUAUUCCUUUAUCUAAACCAGCCUGUCCAGUCACUAAAGAGGAAGAAAACAAAGAAAACACUGUGGUUCUGAAGGUUCCUCCAUCAUGUGCUGAUACAGUGGAGCUCAGAUUACUGUAUAAACCGAAGCAGGACUCAGUCUGGACGUCUAAACCUGUGAUGAAGAAUCAAAACACAGUUACUCUGACUGAUCUGAGAUCAGGAACUGAAUAUGAGAUCAAAUGUGCAGCAGUGGGGAAACUCAACUACACCACAGACAGUGAUGUCAUUGAAGUUACCACAGAGGGAAGGAACAGAUCAGUUAUGGCAUACUGUGGCUUGAUGAAUCAAGGAGCCACCAGCUACUUGAACGCAGUUCUGCAAACCCUCUACAUGACGCAGGAGUACAGGGAACAUGUUAUGAGACUGGAGAGAAGAGAGGAUUCCUCUGAUGGCGACUUCAUUGAAGAGCUGAAGUCACUGUUUGAUAAGUUAGACAAAGAGUCUCGUCCAGUUUCAACAGCUGGAAUCUCAAGGAGCCUUGGCAUCACUGAUGUUUAUAAACACGAAGAUGCAGCAAAGUAUCUAGAUCUGAUUCUGAGCAAAACUCCGGAGCCCUGUAAGAUUUUUAAGGGCACUAUGAAGAAAACUUGUAGCUGUGAACAAACGAUAUCAGAGCAGAGUGAUUUCUUCAAAAUAAGCAUCUCUCUUACAGAAUCAAACAAUGUGGAACAUGCUUUGAAGUUAAGCAUUCGUGAAAUGCGUGAAUCUUCUGUAAGCUGCAGUCACUGUUCACAAACAAAAACCAAGGCAAAUCUGUUCUCUACAGAUAUUGACUUUCCACAAAUUCUCAUUCUACAAUUGAGGUCCUUCAGAAAUGACAAGAACCUGAUAAUUCCUUCCUAUACUGAGGUAUCCACCCACAGGUAUGAGCUUUAUGCCAUAGUAAACCUUUAUGGUACAUUAAAGGAUGGACACUAUAAUGCUGACAUCAAACCUGACGAUCAAAAUUGGUAUAGAUUUGAUGACAGCCAUGUAUUCCAGGUUCCUUACACGGUGCGGUUUAAUAAAACCAGUUCUUCAUCUGCCUAUCUAGUCUUGUACAAACGCACAACUAAAGAUUUUAAAAAUCUUAACAGGAAAGAAUGUGUGCUUCAAUGAACACAGAACAAAACGUCAUAUCAGAGACAUACAGAAUGUGCCUGUGGAUCACCAGGAAGAACCACACGUUUACAUCAUGAAUCUGAAAUCAAAGUUAAGCUUGUCAUGUUUGUGAUAUUAAAUAGAUGUUGCAAA
Molecule: messenger RNA, 2993 nt
Organism: Labeo rohita (rohu)
Lineage: Eukaryota; Metazoa; Chordata; Actinopteri; Cypriniformes; Cyprinidae
Product: verrucotoxin subunit beta-like
Exons: 16
Coding region: 204-2858 (884 amino acids)
Biological process (GO): protein deubiquitination
Molecular function (GO): cysteine-type deubiquitinase activity; protein binding
Source: RefSeq, a predicted model, not a curated record